Hydractinia symbiolongicarpus is the source of this 1178-nucleotide messenger RNA. Its product is annotated as translation initiation factor eIF-2B subunit beta-like. Gene Ontology annotation, molecular function: translation initiation factor activity; guanyl-nucleotide exchange factor activity. Gene Ontology annotation, biological process: translational initiation. NCBI's taxonomy places the organism in Eukaryota, Metazoa, Cnidaria, Hydrozoa, Anthoathecata, Hydractiniidae. The transcript has 3 exons. The record is from RefSeq and is a predicted model, not a curated record. Bases 72 to 1121 code for a protein of 349 amino acids. Gene Ontology annotation, cellular component: eukaryotic translation initiation factor 2B complex.
UUUUACCGUUUUCAUAAUGCCCGCGUGACUAGGGUUUGAAGAGGUAGCUAAAAACAGCAACCCAAUAAAAAAUGUCGAUGCAGUUGGACUUUGGUUUUAAGGAUGAAGUUAAUUCAUUUCUGAAUGAUAUUAGGGAAAGCAAAAUGGGCUCAUUUGAAGUGGCUAUGCGUACAGUUCUUGUUAUGAGAAAACUUGUUGGAAGCACAAAAUGGUCGAAUGCAAAAGAAUUAAUUGAGUUGAUUCGGAAGGUGGGGAAGUAUCUUACACUGACUCUUGAAUUUGAAGGUUUGGUGCAGAAUAUUAUUCGGAGAAUAUUGAAGAUUGUUCGUGAAGAAUAUGCUGAAAAUAUUGGCAACGAAGAUAACAGUGGUGCAGAGUCACUGCAAAACAUCCUAAUGAUAAAUAAGAAGGAAGAAGAUGAUUUAACUCAAACUACUCAUGGCUUGAAAUCGGUAGUUAUCGACGCUAUUAACGAGUUCAUUAGUGAAUUGGAAACCUGUCGAGAAAAUAUUGCAGGACAAGCACUGGAAUACAUUCAUUCUAACGAAAUCAUUAUGACUCUAGGUUAUUCUCGAACAGUAGAGAAGUUUUUAAAAAACGCUGCACGAAAACGGAAAUUUACCGUGGUUGUUGCAGAGAGUGCUCCGUUUUUUGGUGGUCAAAAACUAGCUGUAAGUUUGGCUGAAAGUAAAUUAUCUACAACAGUGAUUGCUGACUCAGCAGUGUUUGCAAUAAUGUCAAGAGUUAAUAAAGUCAUUGUAGGUUCCCAUCUUGUAAUGGCUGAUGGUGGUGUUAUGGCGGCAAACGGAACUGAAGCUAUAGCUUUGGCUGCCAAAUACCAUUCAGUUCCAUUUAUAGUUUGUACUGGACUUUUUAAGCUUUCGCCAGCGUAUCUAUGUGGGCAAAAUCAGGAAAAUUUUACCGGUUUUCUCUCUCCAGAAAAUAUCGCAAUGUUCCGUGAGGGUAAAACAGCAUCAAAAGUUCGUGUUUUUAACCCUCUGGGGGACUCCAUAAAUGCAGGACUAGUUGAUUUAUUUAUAUCUGACGUUGGUGGAAACGUCCCUUCAUAUUUGUAUCGAUUGCUUACGGAACUGUAUCAUCCACAAGACUAUGAUUUAUAGUAUACCUUGUAAAUCGGAACAGUUCAGAAUUGUACAAAAUAAAUGUCUUUCGAUGAA